This is a messenger RNA of Bufo bufo (common toad), 3073 nucleotides long. RefSeq names its product meckelin-like. Bases 96 to 2858 code for a protein of 920 amino acids. Gene Ontology annotation, biological process: cilium assembly. The record is from RefSeq and is a predicted model, not a curated record. Gene Ontology annotation, cellular component: ciliary transition zone; MKS complex. The transcript has 28 exons. NCBI's taxonomy places the organism in Eukaryota, Metazoa, Chordata, Amphibia, Anura, Bufonidae.
AGGGUGGUCACGUGACUCACGUGGCUGGUGUUGUUACAGUUAGGCUGUCAGGUGACCAAUAGGUGCGGAGCUUGUUGCUGUGUCUCCAGGUUGCUAUGGAGACGGCAGCAGCAGCAGCACGGACCGCCAUGCAGCCCUCAGCCCCGGCUUCUCCCCGCUCCCUCCUCCUGCUCCUGGGCUUGGCUCGGUUCUGUCUGCCCCAGUCCACCUCCAUCCCCUUCAUCCUGCCGGGGAACUGCAGCGGCGGCGGCCAGUACUACAGCGCGGUGCGGUUCUCCUGCGACAGCUGCGACUCCGGACAGAGGGCUCCAGAUGGUCUCGGUUGCGCCUGUCCGACGGGUUUCGCUGUUUCGGAUCUGGGAUCUCCACAAGUCACCUGUAGUCAGUGCCAGCCUGAUGAGCGCGUGUCCGUGGACCGGAGGAGCUGCCUGCGGUGCGUCGGCAGUGGGUGCUCCUGUAACAGCAACGAAGCUGCAGAGGAAAACUUAGUAGAUAAAACAUACACGUGUGUCUUCUGUACGGGAGGGACCAGGCCAAAUGCAGCAGGAGACCAGUGUGAACUGUGUCCUCCCACCUUCAAUAGUACCUGCAGCUGUGCCACCAACCACGAGAGCGGAGGCCUCUGUCUUCCCAUCGCCAAACAGGACCUCACCUCGGUGACACUAUGGGAGUCUCUGUACCUGUACGCCAGCUACGCGGUUUGUAUGGACUACAACAACGUGACCGCCUGCCAGGUCCUCGUCAAUAUGGUCGCCAUGAACGCCUUCUCCAGCAGCAGCAAAGCCUUCGAGCUGUACAGCAGCAUCAGUCCAUCCAAUCCAUCUCUGCCACCCGUGAUUUACAGUACGGUGACUCAGCUGGGCACCACGGCGCCAACCAACCUGUCCUACCAGAAGAACGCACAGAUCCAGUUCCGGUUGGUGAAGUACGAUGUCCGUGGGCAUUUCUUGGGUUGGGAAAUUCUUAGAGGGGACACGUUACAGAUGUGUCCGUCCACGCAGAUCGCCUUGGAUGCCGUCUUUAAAUUCGGAACAUUUUACAGCCUGUCGUGCUCGCUGCAGGUGGCCGAUCUCUUCCAGAAGGUGCCGGAGCCGGUAUUUUACGAGCUAUUCUUGCUGUACACCUCCGCCAGCGGUGCCACCAUGCUGUGGCCGGUACCCGUGUGGAAUGCCAACCUCCAAGGCAGCGGGGGGACUCUCGGCUCCCGCGCUCUGAGGCGAUUCUUUCUGGUUGACGGCAUCUCCGGCAGAACGUUAAAUCUCUCCAGCGUGCCGACCUACGUCACCGUCGCCACAAGCCUGACCCUGAGUGUGUUCCUGCCGCUCAGCCCCCCGAGCAGUGUGCCCCCCGUCCAGCUGACUGUACAGUACCAGAGGCAGAGUCUGCAGGCCGCCGCACAGGUUUCAUUCGCGGUCACGUACACGCAGAGUGACGGGACAUAUAAACAGGCCACGGACAUUUCCCUUGGGGUGUUGGGCUCUUUGGCCGCCUUACUGGCAAUUUUGGAGACCAGCAGUUGGCUGCGGAGAUCCGGGCAGCAGAACAUUGGCGUUAUGGUGAUUAUUAAAUUCCUGGCCUUCCUCAGUGGUACACUGGCAAACACAUUUUUCCUUGUGGCAUAUGGGAUCGCAAUCUACUGGCUGAUUGCCUUUAAGGGUCAGACGUCGGUGGUCAGUGUGGCUUUGCCGCUAUCCGGGGGGCAGCAGGAGACGGAUUUCAUCACCUUCGUAUCCGUGGCGUUCUCUCUGAAGGCGUUGGAGGUCGUCCAUUUGCUAAUCUCGCAGCUCACAUACAACAUCUUCCUGAUCGACUGGGAGAAGACAAAAGACAAAAGGUCAUCUAAUGCCCAAGGAAGGUCUAACGUCAGCAUCUGGAGGACCAUCCUGGUGGCCAACGAAUGGAGUGAGAUCCAGGCUCAUCGGAAGCUGAGUCCUCUGCUGCAGCUCUUUGCGGUGCUGCUGCUCCUGGAGGUGGUGGGCCUGAAAAACAUCGCCACCACGGACCUGAACCUGGAGCUGAGCCCCGCGGCCGGGAGCUAUCGGGCCCCCAUGAGUAUUUUCCUGAGGUUUGGCUUGUCGGCCUCCAUGUGGUUGGCCGUAGGGAUCGUGCAGGCCCUGUUCUUCAUCCUCAUCUAUGAGAGAUUCUUUGAAGAUAAAAUUAAGCAGUUUGUGGAUUUGUGUUCGCUGAGUAACGUGUCAGUCUUCAUCCUGACUCACAAGUGUUACGGGUAUUAUAUUCACGGGCGGUCGGUGCACGGUCAGGCCGAUGUCAGUAUGGAGACCAUGCUGGAGAACCUGCGCAAGGAGGAGGACAAUUUGUGCCCCCUGAGAGGAUUAGAGGCCGGCGCGGAGCAGCAGACGUUCGAGGUGCUGCUGAGCGAGCGGGUGCGGGAGCAGUACGAGAAGAUCAUGCAGCCACUGAUGGAGGCUCCCAGGGGCCCAAAAAGUGGGAACGAAAAAAACCCGAUGCUACAGCAAAGGAUAAAAACCUAUUACACCAUUAACCGCUUCCUGUCCGGCUUCCUGGAUCACGUCUAUAAGGACAUGGAUUACAUGGUGAAGGACAAGCUGUUCCUGGAGAGCGUCCUGGACCUCGAGUUCCAGCAGCCCAUCGAUAAGUCCAUAUUUUACAACGACGAGCGGCUUCGCUUCGGCCGCGCUCUCUUCUACGGUAACGAGCUGGUGCUGCUUCUCUUCGACACCCUCCUGUUUUGUGUCAUUGAUUUGGGGACACAGAAUUUCGUGCUGGCGACGAUUAUAACCUUUGUGGUGCAGAUGUUGGUGAAGUUUUUACGAUCAGAAAUUGGAAAAAAGAAUCUGUCAAUGCAAACAAUGGUGGAAGAAAACUUCCUGAUAUGAGGGGAGAGCAGCGGCGCCGCCGGAUGUAUACCUGGCUACUGCGUCACCCCCUGAAUGUACAGAACAAAACUCACUUUUAUGAUUUUUUAAUUUAGAUUUUUUUUAUAAUUUUGUUGGAAUUUGAUACAAAUAAAUUAUUUUUACAUUUUAAAGACACAAAAUGUAAAUAAAGAAACAUUUCUGAUUGAUUUUAAUUUACAUGUCACAAAAAAAAA